CGACUUCCGCCUCAUUUUGACAAUGCGAGAACUCUAUCUUGUAUUUCUAGUAUCUUUGCCAUUAUAUGUUUACUUCUCUCCUCUCUGUCUCUUCGAGAGUCUGAGUCCAACAGUACCUAAGUAACCAGGUGCUCAUACCUUGUACAAAGGGGUGUGUCCUGGACUCACUUUCCCUUGAUAAGAUUCAGAAUGACAGACAUUGAGGUAGAAGCAGAAUGGCAGGAGAAUCUGGAACUGUCGAUGAAAUAUCAGGUUUGGUCCUCGUGUAAAAUCGAUGAAACCCCAGUUUUACUCAAGACGUUUUUUACCAGCACAGCAUAUGAAAUUGCCAUCUAUGACUUCAAGCAAUUGUGGUUUGAGUGUUGUGAUGAAGCAACUUUUUCAAAAAGAGUCAAGGAGCUGAACCCAAAUAUUGAAGCACCCAGUACUACACUACUGCAGCACAUUCAGGAUAAUUUGACCAAAGAAUCUGUUACUCUGAAAAUUGUGUACUCAAAGAAUGAUGAGGAGAAAAAUAGUAUCAAAGAACAGCCGAAAAUGACAAUAAAUUGGAGCAGCCAAUUGAUUGGUGGAGUACCAUUUACUUGGCAAUAUUAUCUUGUGCCUGCUGAUAACCAACAAGUAUGUAGCCACCUGAUCACUCCCCUGAUGACAAUGGUUGGUGAGAUGAGUAGAAGGGAGUCAGACCUAAUGAAGCUCUUGUCAAAGAAAGAUGCAGAGAUUGAAGAUUACAAAGCAGCUGGAGGAAAGGUAUCAAGAAAGUACCUGAGGACUGUCCCUUUUGAUGAAAAGGCUUUUAGAAAAGAAAUGAUCACAUCAAAGGGCUUUGAACAGCAGGUUUUGACUGGUGGUUUGUCAGCUUUUGCGGGCUCUGCUGGUGAUCUGUACAAGGAAGUGCAAAUAAAACAUUCCUGGCUAAGUAGAAGCCAAGAUCUUGAUGGAGGUGCUGGAGUUGGCCCCAUGGAUGAGUUCAUGUUGGAUGGAAGGCUUUUACAAUCUGACUUUACUACUGGUUCUCCCAUGGGUUCCCCAACUAAAUCUAUAACACCCCAUCAAUCGCCAGUAAAGAUUGCAUCAGCAGAGGGUUCACCAACUAAGGACACAGAAUUAUUGAGAAGACAAGCUCUUGAGAGAAAAUUAAAUGAGGAAAGAACAAGACAAGAAAGCAAAAGAAAAAAGAAAAAAAUAUUUUGACAUCAAACAAAAUUUAUUGAUGAAUAUGGAUAUCGAAAGUUAAUUUUGUAAACUAUUGUAGAAAACAUGAGAUGUUUAAAAUUAUUAGUAGAAAAACAAUCCCUGCAAUUUCUGAUUGUAUUAAGAUUCAGCUUUGAAAGUAUGAAAUCAAAAAUUGUAUUUCCUUAAGUUAGACACUAGUCAAAUUUCUGAUAACUCUUUUUAAUGUUCUAGAGGCAUUUUUAAAGUAAAAGUUAGAUACUUUAUUUAACCCAAAGUAUGUUGAAUUAAAAUUUGCUGUCUGCCAAGCCAAAUUUUUGGUUAUCAGUGAUACAGUAUUUAUAAUUGUAAAGGGUAAAGAGGAAUCUGCAAGUGUGAAAAAUACAAUCGCCCCAACCAGGAUUACAACCUGGAAUCUGCAGUCUGUACAGAUUUAACUAACUGGACCACAUAUAUACAUAUAGCAUUACAACAAGACAGUUUAUCUAUGAUAUUAUUAUAUUACUGUAUUUCGAAAAUAUCUUUUUGGAUAUCCCAGCUUUUCAUAAAAAAAAAUAUUGAAGGUGAGGGAGAAUCGUUGAUCAAUUAUUAGCCAGAUUUUCUGACUUUCCAAUCCCUAGAGGAAUUUUGAGUAAAAAUUUCAGUUACUGUAGCAACAGUUGCCAUAGAGAAAUACAUACAGUUUGCCCUCCAAUUCGAGACCACCUGAUGAUUUGGGGUGGUUUCUGGUUUCCGUCUUCAAUUAGGGGGGUUUGUUUUGUGUUGAAAGAUUAAAGAUUUUUAAAAUGACAGGGGUGGCGCCAUCGGUGGGCCAGGGCCCCCCGCUGGGGAGAAAAACAAAUCGUCGGGGAGAAAAUUUUCUACAUAUUAGUAGACUCUAAAAUCGAUUAAAUAAGCCUUUGAAACCCCAAAAUUGUCGGAAAUUUUUGGGGGCUUCGUCCCCUUGACCACUUACAAAACAUUUAAAGCGACGCUUGACCACGCCCACUUUGCUCUCGUUGGGGAAAUCUGCCCCCAACCACAGAGCUAACCCUGGCGUCACCCCUGUAAAGUGGUACUUUAAAAACGUAUUCGAGCAGUUUAGUUGAAAGUCGAACUGUAUGAAUAUAAGCACAUCUCAUAGCUGUAUAUAAUAUACAUUUGUGACAAUAAAAUGUUAUCGUUUUGUGUCAAAUUAUAAAGU
Molecule: messenger RNA, 2356 nt
Organism: Anneissia japonica
Lineage: Eukaryota; Metazoa; Echinodermata; Crinoidea; Comatulida; Comatulidae
Product: non-homologous end-joining factor 1-like
Exons: 8
Coding region: 190-1194 (334 amino acids)
Biological process (GO): double-strand break repair via nonhomologous end joining
Cellular component (GO): DNA ligase IV complex; nucleus
Molecular function (GO): DNA end binding
Source: RefSeq, a predicted model, not a curated record